Molecule: messenger RNA, 270 nt
Organism: Trichosporon asahii var. asahii CBS 2479
Lineage: Eukaryota; Fungi; Basidiomycota; Tremellomycetes; Trichosporonales; Trichosporonaceae
Exons: 1
Coding region: 1-270 (89 amino acids)
Source: RefSeq, a predicted model, not a curated record
AUGUUCUUCACUCACGACUACCUCUACUUCUCUGCCCGUUCCAACCGCUACCUCAGGGGACAGGAGAGCGAGCAGGCCUCAGCGUCACUCGGUACCAUGCCUCUGUGUCGUCCGGUGUCUUCGUAUGAGUACCUGCCACAGCUUGCGCAGAAAGAACACCGUGCCUCCCUUCUGGAACCUACCACCCUCUCGUCUGCUGUAGUUGCCCCACUGCCUACUUUGCACUUCCGCGCACACACUGUUGCCCGAUCCCAGCCUCGUCGGGUCUGA